Messenger RNA from Maylandia zebra (zebra mbuna), 7942 nucleotides. It is a transcript of the gene mical2b, whose product is annotated as microtubule associated monooxygenase, calponin and LIM domain containing 2b. Gene Ontology annotation, molecular function: FAD binding; protein binding. The record is from RefSeq and is a predicted model, not a curated record. NCBI's taxonomy places the organism in Eukaryota, Metazoa, Chordata, Actinopteri, Cichliformes, Cichlidae.
CGCUCGUCGCGGGGAUCGGUGCUGAUACGGUGACUGUGCUGUGAGGAGCAGGUUGCAGACACGGACGCGCUGCACUGUUAACCGCCCACGGAGUACAUAAAGCCGCGUCUCCACGGCCGAAAGCUGAGCGUUGUUAGCCGUGGAGGACUGCGGCGGGACCUCUGACAUUUCACCGGCCGCUGGGCUUCAUGGAGUCUCCGGUCUGAACACUGCACAAAUGCUGGGAGUCCCGUGCUGACUGUGUGGAAGGAGAGGAUUAAAAAAAGCGAGAGAGCAAAGGUGGAAGAAAAUGAUUAAAGGAGAGUGGACACACCGGUCAUCAACUGGGCAGAUGGGUGAGAAAGAGGAUGAGCGUACGGCUCAGGCCAGCCAGCUAUUUGAGAACUUUGUCCAGGCAUCUACCUGUAAAGGGACUCUGCAGGCUUUCAGCAUCCUCUGCAGGCAGUUGGAGCUGGAUCCACUGGACCACAGCAAUUUCUAUAACUCACUGAAGGCGGCAGUCAGCACCUGGAAAGUCAAAGCCCUUUGGACCAAACUGGACAAGAGAGCUCAGCAAAAGGUCUACAGCCAGAAUAAGGCCUGCCAAGGCACGAGGUGUUUGAUCAUUGGCGGCGGUCCAUGUGGCCUUCGGACGGCCAUCGAGCUGACUCUGCUGGGCUGCAAGGUGGUGGUGAUUGAAAAAAGAGACACCUUCUCCAGGAACAAUGUGCUCCACCUCUGGCCCUACACCAUUCACGACCUCAGGGGACUCGGGGCCAAGAAGUUCUACGGAAAGUUCUGUGCUGGCUCCAUCGACCACAUCAGUAUCCGCCAGCUUCAACUGAUGCUGGUAAAAGUGAGCUUGAUCCUUGGUGUCGAGAUUCACGUCAAUGUUGAGUUCAUCAAACUGCUGGAGCCACCAGAGGAGCAGACAGAUGUCGGUCAUGGUUGGCGGGCAGAGAUCCGACCCUCUGGCCAUCCUGUCUCGGACUUUGAAUUUGACGUGGUGAUUGGAGCUGACGGACGCAGAAGCACAUUAGAUGGUUUCAGGCGCAAGGAGUUUCGUGGGAAGCUGGCCAUCGCUAUAACGGCUAACUUUGUCAAUAGGAACACAACAGCAGAGGCCAAAGUAGAAGAAAUAAGUGGCGUGGCCUUCAUCUUUAACCAAAAGUUCUUUCUGGAACUCAAAGAGGACACGGGAAUCGACUUGGAGAACAUAGUUUACUACAAAGACAACACCCACUACUUUGUCAUGACUGCAAAAAAGCAGAGCCUGCUGGACAAAGGGGUCAUCAUUAAUGAUUACAUGGAAACUGAACGGCUUCUGAGUCCUGACAACGUCAAUCAGGAAGCGUUGCUCUCAUAUGCUCGUGAAGCGGCUGAUUUUGGCACCAACUACCAGCUGCCAUCCCUGGACUACGCCAUCAACCACUACGGACAGCCAGAUGUAGCCAUGUUUGACUUCACCUGCAUGUACGCCUCAGAAAACGCCGCCUUGAUCAGGGAGAAACAUGGGCACCAGCUGCUGGUUGCACUGGUGGGAGAUAGUUUGCUUGAGCCGUUCUGGCCGAUGGGUACGGGUUGCGCUCGGGGGUUUUUGGCUGCCUUUGACACUGCAUGGAUGGUGAAGGGCUGGGCAAAAGGAAAGAGCCCACUGGAGAUCCUGGCUGAGAGGGAGAGCAUUUACCGUCUUCUACCCCAGACCACCCCAGAGAACAUCAGUAAAAACUUUGAACAGUACUCCAUUGACCCUGCUACCCGCUACCCCAACCUCAACGCCAGCUGUGUGCGCCCACAUCAGGUGCGUCACCUGUUCAUUGAUGGUCAUCAGGGACCAGGUCAGAUAGAAAGAGGAGGACCAGCACGUCGAUCAGUCAACCUGUCCAGGAAAGAGUCUGAGGUCCAUCCUGGCCGCCUGCUGAACUGGUGUCAGAGGCAGACUCAUGGGUACCAGGGAGUCGAUGUCACCAACCUCGCAUCUUCCUGGAGGAAUGGCCUGGCCCUCUGUGCUCUCAUCCAUCGGCAGAAGCCUGAGCUCAUUGAUUAUGACUCUCUGAACGAGGAGGACGUGGCGGGGAACAAUCAGCUGGCGUUUGAUGUGGCUGAGCGAGAGUUUGGCAUCCAACCGGUGACGACAGGAAAGGAGAUGGCUGCAGAUUCUCAACCUGAUAAGCUGCUGAUGGUCCUGUACCUUUCCAAGUUCUACGAGGCCUUCAGGAACUCGCCAGCAAACAAAGUUUCCAGAGAAGGAGAUGAAAAUGGUGAAGAUUAUCAAUCUAAAACCAACCACAAGGCGCUAAACCUGCCUCAGCCCAGAAAGAGGAUUCCCAGGGAUGACAAACUGGAGGAAGAUUCUGAUAACAAGAAACGGCGAAAGGGCAACCACUACCUCACAGAGUUGUCCUGUCACAGUGCUCCCCCUGCUGGUGAGGAUGGGGAACAACGGGAGAACAAAGUCCGCUCCAUGGCAACUCAGCUGCUGGCCAAAUUUGAGGAGAACUCCGCAACAGUAAAGGCUCGAACAAAGGACCCAUCAGAUCCAUCCUACUCUCCUGCUCAGUCUCCUCCAACUUCCCCACUUCCUUCAUCAGAUGAGGAGGAUGAGGAAGAUGGGGAAGUGGAGAGAGAAAAUCCCCGUUUUGCAAAGCCCAAAGAUGACACUCCUCCUCCUCCUCCUAGUCUGCUUCCCACUCACCCCAAGUGGCAGCCUUCCAUCUACCUUCAGUUGCUUGAGAAUCCCGCUACUUUCCUCUCCUCCCCCAAAUUCUCUCACACUCGGAGCGCCUGCAGUCGGUCUCCAUCGCCCCCACGCUCAAAGAGCCCGUUGAGUCCUCCUCGCUCACUGAGCCCUGACACUCCUGAACAUUACUACCCAGAACGCACCUCUCCAGACCUCUCACCUAUUCGUCUUUCUCCCUCUCCUCAGUCUGCUCUGGGUGUUGGGCAGUCCUCUGAGAGAUCAGGGGGGGUUAUGCGGCAGAGUAAAGACCAGAGACUGUCUGCUAGGGACUUUUCCAGGAGGAGUAUAAAAGAGAGAGCUAGCCUCCUCUCCUCCAUGUUUCCAGGCUCAAGCAGAUCACCCUCAGCAGCUCCUCUUUGUCUACCACAGGUGGAAUCAUCCAUUUCCUCUCCUCUUUCCUUGUCAACACCUCCUCUUGUUCUGUCUAUACCUAAGAGCUCCACCGUCUACCCUGUGGUCCACCCUGUCCCUGACCCCACAGCCCAGGCUGGUUUCUCCUCUGUCCCACUUUGCACUCCUGGACACAAGGACAAGACACACACUCCCUCUUCCACUGACUCUGAAAAAACACAGGAAAUCUGUUCACUUCAUCCUGAUUCCUCUGCACCCAACAGCGAAACAUUUGCUGCUCUUUCCUUGCCUUGCUUUGGGACCCAAAAGAGCUCCUCUCCGCUCUCGGACGCUGGCUGUGAACAUGAACAGAGCGGCUCAUCAGGCCUCGAGCAGAAUUAUGAGAAUAUGUGUGAGAGUUCACAGAACGAUGUGGAAAAUGAGCAGGAGAAGGUUCACAAAACUGUGACAGUUGAUGAUAGUAACGCAUCUGAAAAUAAUCACACGGAGCACUCGGAGAGGUCUGGUCCUGAGGACCUCAGGAGAAUCGUUCCAAAGUCACUCGCUCGCUCCAUAAGUUGUCCGACUGGGGCUCCUCGUUACAGCAAAGAGCGUACAGUUGGAAAGGUAUCAUCAGCCAUAGAUGCUAAAGCUCAGAUACUGGCCAUCCUCUAUGAGACAGACCACAGGCCCAGUGCUCCACCGUGUGUGGUGCGUAAGGACUUCCCUCCCGGGUUGGGCGGCAGCGACAUCUGCCACUUCUGCUCCAAGCGGGUGUACGUGAUGGAGAGACUCAGCGCCGAGGGCUACUUCUUCCACCGAGAGUGUUUCCGCUGCGACGCUUGCAACUGCACUCUCCGCCUGGGAGGACACACAUUUGACUCACAGGAGGCUAAAUUCUACUGCAAGCUGCAUUAUGCACAGCGCCUGUACAGCAAUAACCCAGGAAGAGUUAGGAGGAGAAUGGAACCCCAAAGUCGUGUCGCACCCUCGUCCAUGGACGGCGGGAGCUACACCACCGCCACCACGGGCAGCACCCAGCUGCAACCCCCAGACGAGGCCUCCAGUUCACUCUCUGAACCGCUUGAUAAAAAAGUUCCCGACGAUGUGGAUGUGGCAGUGGAAGCUCACGAUGCUUCCUGUUUAGUAAAAUCCAAAACGCAAGAUACCGCCGCAGCAAAAGGUCAAAGCCAGGACUCUUCCAAAGAUCACUGUAACCCCAAACACAAACACAACAGAUGGAAGCGGAAGAUUCGAGCAACCUUCCCUCUGCUUUUCAUCAAGCGCUAUCCCAAAAGCUCACAGCUGGACAAAGACGGACCUGAUACCGUCCCUGAAGCCGACUCUGACUAUGAGGAGAUCACUUCAGCAGAAAAACAACCUCACUCGGACAGCAGUUCCAAAACCUCAGUGGAUACCCUGAAUCCUCCAGAGGUAAAUGAGACGAGUGAGGAGCGCUCGGCCGUCUGCAGAACAUCUACGCCAAGGAAACGCUUGGCCUUGUCCUUUUCUGCCAAAGAGAAGCUUCUGAACUGGGACGUGGAGGUCAACCCAGAGGGAACUCCCGUUAGCACAACCACCGAAAACGCACCACAACAUAAGGACCAGGUACAGGCAGAGGCACAACUAGAUGAGCCUCGGAGAAACUCGAUCCAGAGCGGGGAGGCUUCCCCGAGCCAAACUUCAGCUUCAUCCCCCUCAGCCUUCCAGGCUAUAGCCAACGCCUUCAGGAGGACAUUUAGCGGGACCAAUCAACUCAGCAGCUCCAACACUGCAGUCAUAAUGAGACCUAAACACGACGGUCCCCGCAAACGGCGACCCAUGUCCGAGGGAGCGUUUAGCUUUAGCUCACGCUUCAGUGCCAUAGCGCCAGAGUCAUCCCGAGAGGACCAGGCCAGCAUGCGUGAAGCUCAUUGGGCAGAUCCAUGGGGGGCGGGGCAGGACCUGCCUUCCCUGUUGCAGCAGGUGUCCUUAAAGGGCCGUAAAGACUCUGGAGAGGUGUUCGCUGAUGACAUUGGCCCAUUUGCACGCAAAAGGGUCAACUUGUUCUCUUCCUUGAGGCUGAGGAAGAGGGAAUUGUCUGGGAGUGAAGGGAAAGACCAGGAGGUUCAAAAGGAAAUCACAAACAUCCUCUCUAACCUCAGAAACAAAGCAUCCAGUCAGCAGAAUUUGGAGGAGCCCUCCUCAAGUGAUGAUGAAAAUGAAAACCUGGUAUCCAGUCAGAAGCUGCAUUCAGAGAAACUGAGGAGGAAGCAGGAAAAGACAGUGGCCCAACAGGCUAAACGAGAACAGCUAAAGAGGCUUCACAGAGCUCAGGUGAUCCAGAGACAGUUGGAGGAAGUCGGAGAAAAGCAGAGGGACCUGGAGGAGAGAGGAGUGGCCAUAGAAAAGAGCAUAAGAGGAGAAACAGAAUCUCCUCAGACGGACGACAGUGACGAGGCCCAGCUCUAUCAGUCCUGGUUUAAGCUCGUCCUAGAGAAGAACAGAUUGGCACGCUAUGAGUCUGAACUCAUGAUCUUCGCUCAGGAGCUGGAGCUGGAGGACACACAGAGUCGGCUGCAGCAGGAUCUGCGACGCAAAAUGGCAGUAGAGGAUACAAAGAAGAGUGCCUCAGAGCUGCAGGAGGAACAGGUGAUCCUCGCAGAGAUCAUGAGAACAGUGGAGAAACGAGACAUGUUGGUCUCUAUUCUGGAGGAGCAGAGGCUCAAGGAGAGGGCUGAGGACAGGGACCUCGAGAGCCUUGUGCUCUCCAAGGGCUAUGAGUUCCACUGGGCCCGCAUGGAUGAUAGCUGGGGCCAAGAGAAGCAGGAGUGAUGGCUGAAAACAGAGGAUCUCACUCUGAAGAGGACAGAUUAGAAGGAAAACAGGUUCCCACAAUAGUUUGCUUUUGGCUUUUUUUUUGCAAAGCUACAAGUCUGAAAAAUGUUGAAGGAAUCUUGAAACACUGACAAAGAUUGUAAGACUUGAUCGUGUUAGAAAGAAAUUGACCCUUAGAUAAUGGCUUCCCGUAUAGCCACGAGGGUUAAUAACUUUUCUGCCAACUUUUCUCAACACUCAGAAGUGUAACUGCAAUGUCCCAUGCUGAUACUGACCUGAAACUUGAUGUAUGAUAUGCUUAACCACCUCUGAUAAUGUGAGCCACUGCCUUGAAUGCCUGCACUCAUCACAAACCAAACUGCCUUAUUUGUGGCUGCUAGCCAUAAGAGUGGACUUGUUGCGACAGACUGGUUAUUACUGUAACACUGUCUCUUCACUGGAUAGCACAUGGAAGGAGUCAAAAGUUUUUCUGGAGACUCUUGCACAGCGUGAGUUGUUAUAAAACCAGAAAAAUGCUUUAAGUAUUUCACUAUGAGUCACUUUAUGUGCAGCCUUGUUUGUGACUGUAAACUCUUGUGCAUAUUUUAAAUUUAUUCACUUUUCUUUGGAUCAAAUAAAAUAUAUUUAUGUAUGCUCAGGCACUAAUUAACACCAGAGAAAUGGAAUCUGCCAUGGAGCUGCUGCACAGACUGAAACCACAGAUAUCUAGGGGAGCCGUUCCAUUCCUAUUUGUCUCAUUGUACAGUUGGCUGGAGCUCAGCUAAAAAAGCAGCAAACAGCAGUAGCAAGACAGUCCACAGUGAAUGGUAAAAGCAUAGACUGUAUAUAAAAAUGGAUGGGCCGCUUACUCCUCGUGUUGAAUUCUCAAAAUCAGCAUUUUGGUACCACUGUGUAAAUUUUUGGAACCAAAAUGAUCGUGAUCUUGUUUGGAGUGGGAAUUCAUUAGCCUAAUAUUGUCAGACUUGAAGCUAAUUAGUGCUAAGUAACAGACAAAUACAACGGUUGAAUUUCACUCACCAAAACUAAAGCACCAACUUCUUGGACAGACUACACCACCCUGUAAGCAAGGCACCGACAGCACAAACACUGUGGAGGUCCAGUUCCGAGACUUAAACUAAAGAAGGUAAAGCCCAGCAAACACAGAUGGGCGGCAGCUUCCUGUGUUGGGACACCUGGCAAUGCAAGCAGCUGCAACCUUCUCUAGUAUUAAAUUAAAGAAACUUCUAUGAAGACCAAAACAGGAGGCUGUAACCGGAUAUUUUUGUUUAGUUUUUUUAUUGCUGUAAAAAUGUACAUUUUAACAUGGGAUUCACUUUCUGUGUGUUUAAGAAUCAAAUGGUUAUCGUGGUUGAGGAAGACGACUGGUAUCAGAAAACUGCUGCUAGAAACGGCUGCUGUUGCUCGCUUCAUCUGUGAAAUUCAAAUGUCAGUGCUGGAAUGUUGUUUGUUGUCCCCAAGUGUUACACAGAGGUAAUUUAUUACAAUUUGAAAUCAGGACUAUUCUAAAAAUUUACUCACUUCUUGAUCCCCUUUAUCACAAGCAUAAAGAAAAUGUCAAGAGGAAAAAUCUUCACUCCACAAAAUUUAAUUUUUGGUCUAAAGUUUCACUCAUUCUGGACUAUCUUUGAACCGCCGUGUAGGAAAACUGGAAGUCCACAGAGUGGGAGUUCUCAUGUACUUUUGUUGAAACUUGCAGAUAUCUCUGGCCUUGCUCCAGUAAGGCAUACCACUAGCUGUGACAUCCUGAAAGCAGCGUGCCCAAAGUGGAUUCAUCAUUUUGUUAACUACUGUGAAUCUGUCUGCAAUUCACUGUAAAGGGCUGUGAGUCAAAAUGCCAUCAAAUUGUCAUCUCAUGAAAAGAUGAAUGUGUUUACAUGAGUUUUAAUGCUGAUGCAAACUGCCAUACUAUUCUCUCGGUCCUCGGGCGUUAAAUGUUAUUUUGUUUAUAAUACAAAUGAAUGCAAAUUAAAUAUCUGUAAGUUUGGUUUUCUUUAGCAAAAAACUUUCAUGUUUUAUUUUAAUGCUGCUUUGAGUGUUUUUAAAUGAAAUUAUCUUAAAUAAAAAUGAAUUUUUGGA